AUGACCAUGUCUACCACAGUACUGGUCACAGGCGGAAACCGCGGACUUGGCAAAGGCUUCGUGGCUACUUACCUAUCUACCCCGAACACCACAGUGGUAGCGACAGUCCGCGAUCUAUCCAAGUCCGAGUCUUUGUCUGCUCUUCCUAAGGCCUCAGGAUCCAGCCUGCUUAUUGUCAAGCUUGACUUAUCGUCUGCAGACUCUAUAGUCACAGCCAUAGACACUUUGAAGACGCACAAAAUUGGUGCUCUCGACAUUGUCAUUGCCAAUGCUGGGAUCUCUGGGCCGACCCGCAGCCUGGCUGAGGCACCUGUCUCUGAGCUCCAAAGGUACAUCGAUGUGAAUGCAUACGGCCCAUUCGAGCUAUUCAAAGCUGUGCUCCCUCUUCUGCGCGCUUCGAGUGCGGGGACAAAAGCGAAAUUCGUCCUCAUCUCGAGCGCCGGUGGAAGUCUGACGAACAUGUACAACUUCAUGCCUAUCCCCGCGUACGGUGCGAGCAAGGCCCUGGCUAAUUUCCUUUUCAAAUGGCUAGCGCUGGACAAUAAGGAUCUGAUUAUUUGGGCACAAAAUCCCGGAAACGUGGACACCGACAUGGCUCGGGACGGUCUCGGUGUUGCAAAGAGUUUGGGAUUCGAUCUGUCUUCAGUGCGCUUUACCCCUCCCGAAGAAUCUGCGCGUGCAAUUAUCAAAGUGAUUGACGGCGCGACUGCCGAGAUGAAUGGGAAGUUCUUAGAUCACGAUGGCUCUGAAUUAACGUGGUAG
Messenger RNA from Penicillium griseofulvum, 762 nucleotides. Its product is annotated as SDR family oxidoreductase. The coding region runs from base 1 to 762 and encodes 253 amino acids. The record is from RefSeq and is a predicted model, not a curated record. The transcript has 5 exons. Lineage: Eukaryota; Fungi; Ascomycota; Eurotiomycetes; Eurotiales; Aspergillaceae.